Epinephelus moara (kelp grouper) is the source of this 7952-nucleotide messenger RNA. Its product is annotated as 6-phosphofructo-2-kinase/fructose-2,6-bisphosphatase-like. The record is from RefSeq and is a predicted model, not a curated record. The coding region runs from base 183 to 1586 and encodes 467 amino acids. Gene Ontology annotation, biological process: fructose metabolic process; fructose 2,6-bisphosphate metabolic process. Gene Ontology annotation, molecular function: fructose-2,6-bisphosphate 2-phosphatase activity; 6-phosphofructo-2-kinase activity; ATP binding. The transcript has 14 exons. Gene Ontology annotation, cellular component: 6-phosphofructo-2-kinase/fructose-2,6-biphosphatase complex; cytosol. Lineage: Eukaryota; Metazoa; Chordata; Actinopteri; Perciformes; Serranidae.
GAGGAAUACUAAACAGGAGGCAGUGCACUGAGGACAAGGACCAACAUUUUAGGAACCGACCGACUAUCACACAGCAGCGGAGCGGAGGCAGGGACACACAGUCUGCCCGGGCUAUAUGCACACACACACAAAACCCCCCACACACAGACAUACACACAUUCCGCCAGGAAUAGAUUUGGAGGAUGAACGGAGCGGCGAUUACGCAAGACGGGAUCGAGCCGAAGGGGGGCGCGCGGAGGACGCUCCGGUUCCAGCGGCCGCACGCGUCUGUGCCCCAGUUCACCAACUCCCCGACCAUGAUCGUGAUGGUGGGACUCCCAGCAAGAGGGAAAACCUACAUCUCAAAAAAGCUCACCAGAUACCUGAACUGGAUCGGAGUGACAACUAAAGCGUUCAAUGUCGGGCAGUACAGAAGAGACGCCACACGCGCCUACAACAGCUUCGAGUUCUUUCGACCCGACAACGCAGAGGCCAUGAAGAUACGCAAGGCCUGCGCCAUCGCUGCCCUGACAGAUGUGUGUAACUACUUCACCAUAGAGCAGGGGCAGGUCGUGGUUUUUGAUGCCACCAACACCACAACGGAGCGCAGAGAGGUCAUCCUCAACUUUGCCAAGGAAAAUGGGUACAAGGUUUUCUUUGUGGAGUCGAUAUGUGAUGAUCCAGAGAUCAUCGCUGCGAAUAUUAAAGAGGUGAAGCUGAGCAGUCCAGACUACGUAGGCUGUGACAAAGAGGAGGCUGUGGCUGACUUCCUGAAGAGGAUCGAAUGUUACAAGUUGAACUACGUCCCGCUGGAUGACAACAAGGACAGAAACUUGUCCUACAUCAAGAUCUUCAACGUGGGCAGCAGGUACCUGGUGAACCGGGUCCAGGACCACAUUCAGAGCAGGAUAGUCUACUACCUCAUGAACAUCCACGUCACCCCCAGGUCCAUCUACCUGUGUCGCCACGGAGAGAGCGACCUCAACCUUGUGGGCCGCAUCGGAGGCGACUCCGGACUGUCGCCUCGUGGUGCAAAGUUUGCCAGUGCUCUGGGGACGUACAUGCGUGGGCAGUGUAUCACUGACCUGAAGGUGUGGACGAGCCACAUGAAGAGGACCAUCCAGACUGCCGAGGCUCUGGGAGUCCCGUAUGAACAGUGGAAGGCCCUCAAUGAGAUCGACGCUGGGGUUUGUGAGGAAAUGACAUACGAAGAGAUUCAGCAGAACUACCCAGAGGAGUUUGCACUGAGGGACCAAGACAAGUAUCGCUACCGCUACCCGAAAGGAGAGUCGUACGAGGACCUUGUCCAGCGUCUGGAGCCGGUCAUCAUGGAGCUGGAGAGGCAGGAGAACGUCCUGGUCAUCUGUCACCAGGCCGUCAUGAGAUGUCUGCUGGCUUACUUCCUGGACAAGACCGCUGGUGAGCUGCCCUACCUGAAGUGUCCUCUCCACACGGUGCUGAAACUCACUCCAGUCGCCUACGGCUGUAAAGUGGAGUCUGUCUUCCUCAACAUCGAGGCUGUCAACACGCACAGAGACAAACCAGUGAACGUGGACGUGGACAGAGACCCGGCGCAGGCUUUAGAGACGGUCCCAGAACACAUCUAGAGGACUCGGCAGGAAGCUGGUUUAAUAUCCGACCCCACCUCAUGGAAAGUGGCCUUUUUUUAAUUUAAGUAGUCGUAGUGUUCAUCGGUGUGAAAGAAGAGAGAGAGACAUUUCUCCCACGUCAGCCUACUUUCAUUGUGAAUGCACUUUAUAACGCAGGGCUCAGGCCACGUGUCUGUGAUAUGAAGGAGAGGUUUCCUUUACUGUGAAGAAUGAACUGCUGAACGCUGCCCGGACGACCAGUCUCACCGUACAGAUAUUCCUGAACACUAUCACCUGCAUGUCUCUGUCUCUGUCCGUCUUCUCUUCAUCUCCUCAUUACUGAUGCAUUAAUAUCUUUAAAUCAUUCAGUCAGUUCUUAACAUGAACUGGCAUGUUGUUCUGAGCCAUUUUGCAUCAUGUUAUCUUGCUUCCACAGUCACAGAGAAACAUCGUGUGAGAGUCCAAAUGACGGGUAAGAAGCAGAGGGUCUGUUUUUUAACUCGUAGCAGGACGUGGUCACAGUGUUGACUUUUGAGAAAUACGCUUCUUGCUGAGAGUUAGAUGAGAAGAUCAAAACCACUCUGAUGUUUGCACAGUUAGUACCGUAAAAAAUAACUCAGCGGGUAAUCAAGGAAUGGACGCAUAUUCUGACUUUAUGAUCGCUCCAGAGGUCCCCACUUUUUUGUCAUCUAUUCAGUUUUAUUUGUAAAGCCCAAUAUCACAAACAGCGUUGCCAGGUGUACGAUAGUUAUCGUAUUUGUGCAAUAAUUUGGCCCUCUGUACGAUGUACGAUCAAUAAUCCCAAAAAAGGCCAAAUGUAUGAUAAUUUGACCAUUUCAUGAAUGUGUGGUUGUAAUCAGUAUGCCAGAGUUUUUUUUGUGAGCCCUGAAGGCAUCUGUUCCCAUGUGACAUGUUUCCAGCCAAUCGCAUUUUGCUUAGCGUGAGAUAUGGAUGACGUUUGUCUCUGAACAAUGAGCACGAUUGGCUGAAUGGUCAGCUGUACCAUCAGCGAGAAUGAGAUUCAAAACGGAAGAAGAAGUAGAGGAAAAACAGAAGCAAAGAAAAUGGAAAAAAGUAAACACUAGAGUGAUUAUAUUUGCCUAUAGCGCAUCAGUAGGAUUGUUAUUUUGGUUAUGACGGAUGAACGAUAAUUUCCCUCAAAAUACAAUAAUUUUGAGUCUCUGGUACGAUACUCCUACAUUUCCCACCUGGCAACGCUGAUCACAAAUCACAGUCUGCCUCAGAGGCUUUACAACAGACGUAGUCUCUAUAAACAGACUCUACAUUCAGUGAAUGUAGAGUCUGUAGGCAAACCCCUGAUCUUGAAGAGCGGAAGAGCCCUGGUUUCCGGUGCUAGGCUGUUUGUAGUCCGCGUGAUAUUGACCAAUCACGUUUGAGCUGGCUGCAGUUGUUGCCAGGUUAAAUGCUCCGUGCAGUGAACUAACGAGGCGGAACAUAAUUGGCGUCACUGCAAACUCUGAAUCCAUCGCAAUGGUUUAUCAUAUUUACUUAUAUAUAAACGGAAGUCGAAAACAGAAAUUCGCCUCCUCAAACUGGAAUGCCAAAAAAUUGGGGGUCUGCCCCCAGAGGCUGUAUCGCCGUCUGCCGGAAGUCAGACGCCGAAUACAGCCAAUGGGUUCCCAGAAUGCAGCAGACGUCACCCAAAACUCCCCUUAAUCAAAAAUGGUAGAAACCUCAGGAAGAGCAACUGAGGAGGGAUCCCUCUCUCAGGAACGACAGAUGUGCAACAGAUGUCGUACAGAACAGAUCAACAUGAUAAACGUACAGUGAUCCAUAUGACACAAUGAUACAGAGAGAGAUGCAGGGCAAACUGUGAUGACAACAGCUACAAUAAACAUUAAUUUUAGUAAUAAUAUAAUAAUAAUUGUAGUAAUUUGGUAAUAUAUGUAAGUAUAUUAAUAUAUGUUAGUAUAUGUAUGUGACAAUAAUCAUCAUAUGUGUGUAAUAAUAACAGCAGUAGUAGGAGACAUCAGGCGGGACCACGGCAGCAGCACAACCACAACCCACGAUCAAGCCGUAGCUGCGAAUCGAGGGAACCUGUGAGACAGUGGAGCGCAAAGGCUCCAGAGAUCUCUCUUGUUUACAAGGCCGAUAAAUCUGAAUGAAUUAUUUUUGGUGCUCAUGGUUUCAGUAAAAUUAACUGAACGAUUAAAUUUUGGAGAAUCUCACGAGCUAACGACGUGUAGCAUCUCUAUACCGACAAAAGUUAAGACAUUUAUAUUCAUAUGCGCGAUUUAGGCAGCUAAGUCACGUUAGCUCAAGUGGGUAGCCAACAACCUGGUUUUAUACAUCCAAAGAACUUAAUAAAAAUGGGCUGGUAAAGGAGGAUGGGUGUUCAUUUGGGACGAUAGGCUUUGCGGUAUGAAGCUACAGUGAGGAGACUGUUAGCUUAACUUAGCACAGGUGUCAGCACACUUUACUAUCAAAGAACCAUUCAGCGUUACUAAUAGGUCUAACUAUGUCAUUGAUAGGUUUUACCACAAGCUGGCUACCCUGCAGUGAGCUGUUUAUGAUAUAAAGUAGACUACUUUAAUAUUUUAGCGUCAGCAGUGAAAGCAAACAAAUCUGUCCACGCACUUUGAAAUUCUCUCCAGCUAGCAUAGCCAGGGAGACUCAGGACGAGCCACCGCUACUGAGGUUCUACAAAAUGUAAAGGAAAAGCCGUCAGUCCCAUUUUCAUUAUGUGAUAUGUCAAGAAGGCUGACAGGGAUAUUUUUUUUAUCAAAUUUGGCACAAAUGUUCACUUAGACUCAACAAUGAACUGAUUAAAAUUUUGGUGGCCAAAGGUCAGUGCAACGUUGCAACCGUCUCAUUCUGGUAAACGCGAUAUCUCAAAAAAGCCUCGACAGAGUCUCUUUAAAUUUGACAUAAAUGUUUACUUGGACCUCUCAAGAAUUUGGGGCUAAAGGUCAAGGUCACUGUGAUCUUUCUUCUGUCUCGUCCUCAUUAACGUGAUACCUCAAGAGGGCCUUGAGGGAGUUUCCUCAAAUUUGGCAAAAACGUCCACUUUGACUCAAGAAUGAACUGAUAAUAAUUUGAUGGUCAAAAGUCGCUGUGACCUAACAAAACAUGUUUUUGCCCAUAAUUCAUGAAUUCAUACUCUCAUUAUGACAAAAUUUCACACAAAUGUCUAAAUAUAAAAUAAAAAUAUGAAGUGAUGGCAUUUUAUAUCAAAAAGGUCAAAGGUCAGCGUCACUGUGACAUCAUUAUAGUCUGCAAAAACACAUUUCUGGCCAUUACUAAAUGUCAUAUCAGAAGGGGGGGGGGGCAGGCAUUUGGUCAGUGAUGAAUUGGUUACUCUAAUCUUGGCAAUUGAGGCGUACAACUGCAGAGCGGUAAUUCUAAUUUUAUGUUUUAAAUUACGCAUUGUUUACGUCCAUGUUUACUAGCUGUUUGUUUUAUUUUAUACUGACUUUGUUGACGAAUUACUGUACUUCCUCUUGGUGCUACAAAUUAAACCAACAGCAGGAUGUGAAUCGUGAAAACGUUGUUCCGUAGCGCCACUAGUGGUCAAAAACUUCAUAGGAUACCUUUUGAUUAGCGUAGCCUGGGAGAGCAAUAAGAAGUACAGUUUCCUCAGGGGCUCAUGUCUUUUAAGAAACCUGUGAUUUUUGCACAAAACAAAUGAGAUAUAAAGUGUUAAUUUGUGAGCUUUCAAGGUGCUGGUUGGUGGAGUUUGAUAUAUCCAGACAGAGCCAGGCUAUCUUUAUGCUAAGCUAAGCUAACAGCUUGCUGGGCCGAGCCUCAUAUUUACCACACAGAAAUGACAGUGGAUCGAUCAUCUCAUCAAACUCUCAGCAGGAAAGCAAGUAAGUGUAUUUCCAAACUAUUCCUCAAACUUGAACCAGCCUGUAAUACUGAGUCAUUUCAUGUCACAGGAGGUACAUCAUGUAAGUGUCCACAUCACACUGGUGACUGGUUUUUGGGUGGAUGUUCAUCACAUUGGAGACAGAGAGAGCAGGUCGGCGUAGUCAUGGUGUUGACUUUGGUAUAAAUGCUGGGUGCAAACAUCCCACAAUCCUUUGAGGGUAAAACUAAUGGAACCAUUAGGCACUUUAACUGCCCAGAUACCAUGACGUGCCUCACACGAGUCAAAUAAACAGGAUUAUUCUAUGCACCCUCCGCACACAGACACACACACUGGAGGCAGACGUACAGUGUGUGUGUCCGCAGUGUGUUUUUAACUGACAUCAGUCAUUUUAAUAAGUUACCUGAGGGAUCUGGUGCAGUGUGUUAGUGUUUUUUAACAGGUUUACUUGGAGCUUAAGUUUUUGGGGCCUGUAGCACAAAGCAAUCUGGACUCAGUCUGGCCUCUUUGAUUCUGGGUAAAUAAUAUCAUGAAGCUGGUUAUAAAACAACUCUGUCAGCGUUAGAGGCAAAGUUAUUUAUUCACUUAUUCUUGAGUAGUGAGAAAAAAACGUUAUUUUUCAGGGUUUUGAUUUUUUUUAAAAUAUAUUUUAAAAGAGUUUCGACUGUUAAACCUUGUUUUGGGUCAACCUCCCGGUGAUUUGAUUUUUAUACCUUCAAGCUGGUGACAGUCAUGGCUGGAGGCAUCAUGUUUUUUACAUUGUCCGUCCAUUAUCUCACAAACACCUUGAGGGAAUUUUUUUUUUAAAUUUGGCAAACGUCCACUUGGACUCAAUGAACUUGGAAGUCAGAGUGUGUCUCAAAUCACAUAAUUCUGUUCAUACACUUUAGUGUACACUUCUUGUGUGGUGCACUAAUUUCAACAGGGUAGUGUUGUCUCACAUCGUGCACUGCUGUUUGGCACUUACCAGAAGGGACAAAACGGUGACUUGCAAACAGGCGGUGGAGCAUUAUUGCCAACAUUUGACCGCUGUCUCUGCCCACACAUAAACCAAACUUACGCCAUUGCCACUGUAGCUAGCAGCAAGUUAGCUAGCUGGCAAAUGCUAAUGUUAGCUUGCAAGCUUACAUUAGCACUUGCAUUAUUGUUCGCGGUACCAUCAGUACAGACCCAACAAACAGUUUUGGUACUUCGUGCAAAAAACGUGUAACGCACAGGCUUCUUGUUGUCCCCAUCUGCUGUGUCAAAAGUUGAGAAGUUGGCGACCGUUGAGGUUGAGUAGUGUCCAUCAUUCCACACUCAACUUUUAGACCCAGAACUUUGUGCACUAAAAAUAUUAAGUGUUUCGUACAGAAGUCUGAGAUUUGAGACACACUGAAAGGCUGUGUCCUUGCCGCAGCAGCCGCAGCUUCGAUUCCAGCCCACGGCCUUUUGCUGCAUGUCAUCCCUUCUCUCCCUCCCCCUUUUCACGCCUGAAAUGGCCCAUCAAAUACAAGCAAAAGAGCCACACACACACACACACACACACAAAGAAUUCAAAAGCUUAUUAUGACAAAAUUCUGAUUCUGAUGUGUGAUGACAUUUUAUAUUCAAAAGGUGAGAGGUCAGCUUCAGCAUGACAUCAUCAUGUUUUGCAAAAACACUUUUCUCAGUGUCAUAUCUCAGGAACAGAAGCGGAGACAUUUGGUCAGAUACUGAAUUAUUGUCGGGGGGUGAUGUGUGUAAAGCAUCUGUGUUUUCACAGACAUGGAUGUAAAGUAUAACUGCGAGUCGACUGGUUCUCGGAGGCGUAAACCACGAGGGGGUUAUUCUAGUUUUAAAUGGUGGGCUUCAACAAAUAAAGCAGUGUGGCGCGUCUUGUGUUUUGCAGCUUAUCUUACAAAAAGCGCUCUGUCUGAUCGGGACCGAGUGGUGCAGUUACCAUGGUGAUCUGAUGCUUUUAGAAGUGAACCAGCUUCAUGAUACCUGAGUUAAACCCACAGUCAGCCAGCUAACACACUAAUCUAAUCAGGCUUGGUGCUACAGGCCCCCAGGUGUGUGCUUCUUUCUUUGUGUCACCUGGGGGAGCAAUAAAAAACAAAAUCUUCUCAGGGGACCUUAAUUUAAAAAAAAAAGAAAAAAGAAAAGGUUGCCAGCACACAGUACAGUGUAAAUACUUGCUUGUACUUCUUACCACAGUGUGUGAUGAGUAUCAGUCAGAAAACUAGGAUCUUAACUAUCAAGCCGUCCUUUGAAACACUUGUUCAGUUCUUAAAGUCAGUGGUAACAAAUCCACAGUGUCGAACCAGUGAACUCGUGCUGUCUCUUUUCUGUAUGUACAUGUGCAAUGGUGCCUGUGUGUCCUGUUAUACGUAGCGAGUGGGAUAUAAGAGAGACAAGAACACAGUCCUGUCUAACAGUAAUGAGUGUAUGUGAGAGAAAUGAAUGAAAAGACAGUGUUAAUAAAUGCAAUCACUGAUGUAGAAUCUAAUGUAAAAAGGAUUUUAUUUUCUGAACUUGAACAAAGAACUGUUAUCUUUAAAGUCCAGGCAAUAAAAUAAAAAAUGAAUACCUGA